UCCUCCGCGGGACCGCCCGCCUCGCGCCGGAGCUGGCCUCCCCAGGGUCUCCACGCAGCCGUCCUGGCUAGCCCAUGGUAACCUGGCAGCGCGGAGCUCCGAGCCCCGCCAGCCCGAGUGGAUCCCGGGAGCCUCCGAGGGACGGCCGCUCCAGCCCCUUUUGGACUCCAAGAAGUGUCCCAGCUCCUUUGCCUAAGUGUUGGAAUGACACUCCAACAUCUUCUCCAAGAGAUGCAGUCCAUGGGAGCACUGCUAGCCAGCAGAGCCAUGCUUCACAACUCCAGCCACAGGGAAGAUAAGACCUGGAGGGUACAGGGCAGGGACAGGGAAGAGGUAUGGGGAGGGGGAGCCCUGGCCCCCAAUACCUCCUCCCCAUUCCCUCCUGAGCCUCCAGGGGCCUCAGGCAGCAUUAUCCCUGUCUACUGUGCCCUCCUGGCCACUGUGGUCCUCGGUCUGCUCGCCUACGUGGCCUUCAAGUGCUGGCGCUCCCAUAAACAAAGACAGCAGUUGGCCAAAGCUCGGACUGCAGAGCUGGGGACCUUCGACAGGGACCAGAGGCACGGAGACAGUAUUGUUUUCCUGGACAAUCCUAGCGGUCAGGAGCCCUGCGCCCCCAGUCAGGGGCCACAUCCUGAGCUUGGCUGCCGCCUCUACCUUCACCUCCCUCAGCAGCAGCAGGAGGAAGUGGAGCGGCUCCUGGAAGUCUCAGACGAACCUGACAAGGGCUGGCAGGGUCUGGCGGGCCGCCUGGGCUACCAGACUGAUGCUGUGGAGGUCAUGGCCCAGGACCAGGUGCCAGCCUACACCCUGCUGAGGGACUGGGCUGUCAAAGAAGGCAGCGGUGCCACUCUCGGGGUGCUAGAGGACGCCCUGGCUGCCAUGGGCCGCGAAGACGUGGUCCGGGUUCUGCGCCCCCCAGCUGAGGGCUGCUCUGUGGUGUGAGCGGUGCCGGCACAGCCCGGCCGCUCAGGGAAUCUGCUUCGGUGCUUUUCCUUUCUUGGGCUUCCUGGCACUGGUGGCCUCAGCCUGCCUUGCUCUGGGGGAACAGAGAAGAUCCGGCCACCACUCAGCUCCCCUUGUCCGGCCUUCCUCCAGGACGGGGACCAGGAUGUGGGGGGGGGGGGUCAGCAGUGAGGGGUGGUCCUGCCCUCCUCCCUGCCCCACCUCCCCUCACUUAGCCUCAACUGGUUUUUCUAUUUUUGUAUCUCGUAUUAAAGGCAACUUUGGACUAC
This is a messenger RNA of Felis catus (domestic cat), 1232 nucleotides long. RefSeq names its product death domain-containing membrane protein NRADD-like (gene NRADD). Gene Ontology annotation, cellular component: plasma membrane; cell surface. Gene Ontology annotation, biological process: Rho protein signal transduction. The record is from RefSeq and is a predicted model, not a curated record. The transcript has 5 exons. Bases 205 to 942 code for a protein of 245 amino acids. NCBI's taxonomy places the organism in Eukaryota, Metazoa, Chordata, Mammalia, Carnivora, Felidae. Gene Ontology annotation, molecular function: death receptor activity; coreceptor activity; nerve growth factor binding.